This is a messenger RNA of Salvelinus fontinalis (brook trout), 7029 nucleotides long. Its product is annotated as cell adhesion molecule DSCAML1-like. NCBI's taxonomy places the organism in Eukaryota, Metazoa, Chordata, Actinopteri, Salmoniformes, Salmonidae. The record is from RefSeq and is a predicted model, not a curated record. Gene Ontology annotation, biological process: dendrite self-avoidance; homophilic cell-cell adhesion; axon guidance. Gene Ontology annotation, cellular component: axon; plasma membrane. Gene Ontology annotation, molecular function: cell-cell adhesion mediator activity.
CAGCCAGCCGCCCCAGACCGUGCGGGCCAUCUCGGUGACAUCCGACGAGGCAGUAAUCACCUGGGCGGAGCCCCCGCGUCUGACACUGCACGGCGUGCUGAAGGGUUACCGUGUGGUCUUCUGGUCCCUCUUCCCCGACGGAGAAUGGGGCGAGAUGCAGAACAUCACGACAACUCGUGAGCAGGUGGAGCUGAGAGGGCUGGAGAAGUUCACUAACUACAGUGUGCAGGUGCUGGCCUACACGCAGGCUGGGGACGGGGUCAGGAGUAAUGUCCUGUACAUCCAGACCCGCGAGGACCACCCUGGCCCCCCGGCUGGCAUCAAAGCUGUGCCCUCAUCCACCAGCAGUGUGGUGGUUUCCUGGCUACCCCCGCACAAGCCCAAUGGAAUCAUCCGCAAGUACACCAUCUACUGCUCUAGCCCCGGAUCAGGCCAACCGGCCCCCAGUGAGUACGAGGCCAACCCCGAGCUGCUGUUCUACCGGGUCACCCACCUGAACCGCGGACAGCAGUACCUCAUCUGGGCCGCCGCCGUCACCACCGCCGGACGGGGGAACAUCAGCGACAAGGUCACUGUGGAGCCUGCUGGGAAGGCCCCAGCUAAGAUCCUAUCGUUCGGAGGUACAGUGACCACUCCCUGGAUGAAGGAGGUGAGGCUACCCUGCAGCUCCGUGGGCGAACCCACCCCCACCAUCAAAUGGACCAAAGACAGUGAGGACACGGCCAUCCCGGUGACUUUGGACGGUCAGAGGCUCAUCAUGGCCAAUGGCACACUGGUCCUGCGCUCGGUGAAAGCUGAGGAUUCUGGGUACUACACGUGCACGGCCACCAACACGCUGGGCUUUGACACCAUCAUUGUCAACCUGCUGGUGCAAGUUCCUCCAGACCAGCCCCGUCUGACUGUCUCCACCACCUCCUCCACCUCUAUCACCCUGGCCUGGAUCCCCGGGGACAACGGAGGAUCCGCCAUCAGAGGUUUCGUGCUGCAGUACUCGGUGGACAACAUGGAGGGGUGGAGGGAUGUGUUCAUCAGUUCCAGUGAGAGGUCCUUCAAGCUGGACAACCUACGCUGUGGCACCUGGUACAAGGUCAAACUGGCCGCCAAGAACAGCGUGGGAGCGGGACGCAUCAGUGAAAUCAUCGAGGCUAAGACCCACGGACGAGAGCCCCAGUUCAAUAAGGAACAGCCGGUGUUCACCCACGUCAACUCUACCCACGCCCGGCUCAACCUGCAGGGCUGGGCGAGCGGUGGCUGCCCCAUCACGGCCGUGCUGCUGGAGUUCAGACCUAAGGGGAACUGGGCGUGGCAGAGCGUGCGCACCAACGCCACGGCCGACGUGUUCCUGGCUGAGCUCCGCGAGGCCACCUGGUACGAGCUGAAGAUGAAGGCGUGUAACAGCGCCGGCUGCGGGAACCAGAGCUCUCAGUUCGCCACGCUGGACUACGACGGCACAGGUACCAUCCCUCCCAUCAAGUCAGCGCGGCCGGAGGGCGACGACGUCAAGAAGCUCUUCUCCAUCGGCUGCCCUGUCAUCCUAGUCACUCUGGUCGUCGCCCUGCUCUUCAUCAUCCGCAAGAAACGCAAAGAGAAGAGACUGAAGCGACUGAGAGAUGCCAAAAGCCUGGCUGAGAUGCUGAUCAGCAGUAAGAAUAACCGGAGCUUUGACACCCCUGUGAAGGGGCCCCCCCAGGGCCCCCGACUCCACAUCGAUAUCCCCAGAGUCCAGCUGCUCAUCGAGGACAAGGAGGGCAUCAAACAGAUCGGUGAAGACAAAGCCACCAUCCCAGUGACGGACACAGAAUUCAGCCAGAACGUGAAUCCACAGAGCUUCUGUACGGGCGUGUCUGUGCAUCACCCCGCCCUCAUCCAGAACACCGGCCCUCUGAUUGACAUGUCCGACAUCAGACCAGGGACCAACCCGGUGUCGAGGAAGAGCGUGAAGUCGGCCCACAGUACGAGGAACCGCUACUCCAGCCAGUGGACCCUGACCAAGUGCCAGUCGUCCACGCCCGCCCGUACCCUCACCUCCGACUGGCGCACCGUGGGCUCCCAGCAUGGCAUCACCGUCACCGAGAGCGACAGCUACAGCGCCAGCCUCUCACAGGACACGGAUAAGGGGCGUAACAGCAUGGUGUCCACAGAGAGCGCGUCCUCCACCUAUGAGGAGCUGGCGCGGGCCUACGAACACGCCAAGCUUGAGGAGCACCUGCAGCACGCCAAGUUUGAGAUCACCGAGUGCUUCAUCUCCGACAGCUCCUCAGACCAGAUGACCACGGGCACCAACGACAAUGCCGACAGCAUGACCUCCAUGAGCACGCCGUCCGAGACGGGCCUGUGUCGCUUCACCGCCUCGCCACCCAAACCCCAGGACUACGACCGCGGCAGACCUACCAACGUGGCCGUGCCCAUCCCCCACCGCGCCAACAAGAGCGAGUGGACUGGCAAAAGUGACUACUGUAACCUUCCCCUCUACAUGAAGACAGACCCUUUCUUCAGGAAGCAGUCGGAGCUGCAUGACCCGUGUCCGGUGGUGCCGCCCCGCGAGGCCUCCAUCCGCAGCCUGGCCCAGCGGGCGUACCACACCCAGGGCCGCCACAUGACUCUGGACUCCUCCAAGCAGCAGCAGGCUCUGACUGUGGGCCACGCUGGCCUGACCGGCCUCAGCGGCUCAGGGGGAGCAUCAGCGGGUGGCAGUGGUAGUGGUGUAGGAGGGGCGACUGGAGGGCCGUCUGAUGGUUCCAGCACCACCUCCCUGUCUCAGAGGACUCUCACCAUGCCCGGUUCCUCCUCUUCCUCUGCCCAGAGCACUGCUGCUGCCGCUACCGCCUCGGCCAGCGGGGGAGCCACGGGGGGAGACUCCAGAGACUCUCUGCUGGAGAGCAGCUCGUCAGGCCUGGGCAGACUAGAGAGACAGAAGCAGGCGGCUGGUGGAGCCUACUCCAAAUCUUAUACAUUGGUGUAGCUGGAGCAACUGGUGUAGAUGUUGGAGCCCUGGGAAGGGUUAGGGGCCACACAGACACACGUACACACAGCUGGCGCCUGCACUGUCAGGCCAAAGGGGCCGCCAGAUUUGGGUUUUUAUAGCACAGGCGUUCGUCUUCUUCUUUCUGCCAGUUUGUGUUUUCUCUGUCUAUCCUUUUCUCUCUCUCUGUCUCGUUCUCUUCCUCUCUCUAUCUAUUUUUUUAAUUUUACCUUCCCUGGAAAUAACUUGCCAAACGCAACAUAAUUGUAAUAUUUGUUUUUUUUUUUACUUUUUUUUUCUCUCUCUCUUUCUGUCUCAUUAUCUGUUAAGACACAUCAGAACUUAUGCACAGAAUACUUUCUAUGUGCACUUCUUGUCUUGAAUUCAGAACGGUAAACGAAAGAAAAAAAAAACAAUAUAUUUAGAGUUUCACAUAAACCUGUCGAGAUGUUUUAGGCCGUUUUACGUGUUCCUUUUCACGUCUCUGAACAGAGAGUUCAGAGUUCGUACAGGAGCGCAUUGCCACGGACAGUGCUUAUGCAUAAAGCAACGACCUUGGUGUCUGUCUCUGGCCCUCCAAAGCCAUCCUGGCACGGACUCACACAAACAGGUAACAGACUGUGGUUUCAACGACGAGUCUUGGAGGAUUUUUUUCACGCAAUUCAUGACACGGUAUAGAGUGUUGAUGACUCUUUUAUAGGACACCAGGAAACGGAGCGGGGGGGGGACAAAACUGGAAUCGUCUUCACACGAAAGAUGAAUCAGAUUUUUUUUCUUCCUUUUUUGGAAUAUAUAUACUCAUGUGCAUUAAAAGAGGGUAGAAUGGAUUCACAGAACCUUCACGAGCCUGCGUGUGUGCGUGUAUAUGUGUAAAUAUGUAUACAUGUGGCUGGCACACACCUGCAGUGGACCUUUCUAAUCAACCUGUAUGCUGACUCCUUGGCGGAGGGGUGAGUUGAAAACCCCCUGUCCAUCUGCUACUGAACAGUGUUUUGGGGAAGAUGAUGUCACACUGUAUGACGUCACAUGUCGGUCUCUCCCUUCUGGACUUUGGUUGGCCUGUGUGAUUUGACGCUGGCAGCAUCGCCUUGGAGACAAUGAGUUGAUUUGCCGUGCAUUAGAGGUGCCACCCCUCCUCUGGGUCCUCUCUCUCGUUCUCUCCGUCCCCCUGAAGCAGGAAGAAGACCCUUUUGUUCUCUCGUUAAUUUGCGCUUGGUGCCAGACACCCCCAGUCCUUCAUACUACCCCUCGGUCUACCCAAACCCCUGUAACCCUUCCCCACCACCCCACACCCCCAUACCCCACCCCAUCCAUACAGUCUCACUGUGACCUUCUCGCACACUCUGCUAGGCAGACAGACAUCUAUGACAAUAGUUGGGACUGACUGACAAAAGAUGAAACGGACAAGAAGAUGGAUGGAUGGACAAGUUUCAGAUUGAAACAGAGGAGAAUAUACAAACGUGAUAAUGCAGCGAGGAAAGAGUUGUGUAAGUGUUUAGGGAAGGAUGAAAGAGAUGGCAGGUGAACAUGAGUUAUUCUUAUGAAAUGAAGGGGUCUCAAGAAUAAAUAUGUUGUCUAAGGCCCCCCAACCCACUAAAAUGUAUUUAAACGUAUUGUCGGGUUCUGUUGACGUUUCUGUUUUUAUUUAUAUUAUUCAUUAUACACCCAAAGCUUAGCACCAUGACAAAGAAACGUCCCCCCAAAAAAUAAAUAAUUGCUCAAAAUAUUUGCAAUGGAACAUUUCAAAUCAGGGCUCUCACAAUAUAUAAAAAAAUAUAUAUACAAUAUGUGUUGUCAAAGAUAUGUACAUAUAUAUUUAUAUCUAAAUAUAUAGCAAAUAUAUAACUAUUGAAUAAAGCAGAGAGAUAUAAAGUCAUCGUAAUUAAAAAAAUAUAUCAAAAGUGAGACAAUCGCUCAGCGGAAGAAGCCGUAGGUUAGGAGGAAGAUGAAGGAAGAGGAGAAAGUGGGCCGAAGAACGGGAAACGGCUAGCACAACCAAGAAAGAUAUAGAGAGAUGAAAUAGACAGCGAGCUACAGUAUCUGAGGCCGAGUUUGGGGAUGUGAACAUUGAUGCCAUGGCCUCAUGGGCGUUUGCCCCUGUGCCAGGUACAUAGGUAGCUACAGUGCAGGAGCACAUCUACACCAAACAUGCCACUCAGGAUGCAAAGUGUCUAAGUAGUUAAUGAUGGGUAGGACCUUAGCCAGUGAGGUCCGUUGCCAACUAAUGCGGUCGAUAAGCAUUUUGUGAUGGUCAGAAUGACUGGUCUGUGAACCCAAUGGCAGCCAGUGUGGUUACUGUGUCUAAUAACAUCCGACCUGUGGUUGAUUUGGUUUGGAGUUGCCCCUGUGGUCCGCUGUGGUGGAGAAUACACACACUGCUGUGGUUUUGUGAUCAGAAUGGUUUUUGUGGUCGGUGAGGUAAAGUGUGUUCAUUGCCGUCAGCACAACCCGCUUUUAAUUGUACCUGUGGAAAGGGGGAGGGGCAUCAGUAACAGGAGAAAGGAAGAUUUCAGGGAACCUCUAAGCGUUUAUAAGUACUUGUAGUGGAGAGUUCGUGCGUAGCAGCUCCAGCACUGAGUCACCUAGCUGAGGCAACAUCCACUGUGGAUUUCAGCUCAGAGCCUAACCCUGGCACAACUAACCCUGGCACAACUAACCCUGGCACAACUAACCCUGGCACAUGGGGAUUCAGGUAACUGUGGUGGGCAAUGCCAAGGCACCAACCCACCUUCUGAUUGUCUACGUCCCCAAAUCUAAGGCCAACUUAGAAGUAUGACCCUACUUCAGGUGUUAAGAGAGUGCAACGGGUGGAACCAAAUGGAACCUGUUGGAUUGCACCUUCCGAAGGUGUGUUCUAUUGACAACCUCCAUGACGUCUCAUGACUGAACUUAGUGAAGACAGGACAUAGUGACCGCUGUGUCUUACCGUUGUCAUUAUGUCCCUGCACAGUACUCCUAUUCCGGACAUACAUAUAACUGUUAUAACUGCUCAUAAUUGAGAACACUCACGCUCCUCCCUGCCUGUUGCAGACAGUGAACAGGACAUGGAGCAUUUGCAGAGAGAAUAAUCUUUUCUUUCCUGUUGAUAUUAUUAUGGUACUGUUUAUUUUGCUUUGGCUUCCUUGGUUAUGCAAUUAUCUUGAAGCGGUUUGAGACGCACAGUGGUGUCACGUGAAGGGGCAGGCCUGUCUAGCCAAUUGAAAUCAGGGACUCCCUAGCUCCAACCAAUCACAGGAAAAGCUGUGUGCAUAUUGGGCGGGGUCAGGAAUCAAACUCCCUCCCCAACCUACCCUAACCUUUGCCCCACCUAUUUGACUAAUCAGACCAUCAUUUACACCUGGUAAUAACAUGUGCCCUGUGAUCAGAUUUGGCCCAAAAUGUCUACUCCAGCCCAAUUUGAUCGGAUGUGAACAAAGAUCCAUUCCCAGGACACAUGUUAAUACCAGGUCUGAAGGGGGUCUCAGAUUAUCCCCUCCCUGCACCUCCUGCCAAAACAGCAUUUGCUACCCCACGAUUAAAGACUCUUGUACAUAGCAAAGUGUUUUGUAUAAAUACGUACUAUUUUCAACAUCUCCAGAUGAAACCAGGGCACAAUGUAAACUUUGAUUAAUAAAGUUAUAACUUGAAACAGGAGAGGGUUAAAGAAAAUUACAGCAACGCUGCUUACAAUUAGAGUUUUGAAUGGGGCAACAACAACAAACAAAAAAUCCAGAGUGGACCACAUACGGCUUUCACAAUUGGUUCCUCUUUUUCAAGAGGUUUUGUUGAGUUCAAUUUUGGGGGCCAUUGAUUGCUUUGUAUUGAUUUUCUUUUUUGUAGUAUUUUUUAUUUUUAUUUCUGUUGAGGAAAAACGGCAUUGCAUGCUCUGAAUAUUUUGCUGGUUAUAAAAUGGAGAAACAAACGCGAGAAAGGGGUGAGGGGAAGAAAACAUUCCUAAACUUUUAUGGAAAAGUUGCUUCAAUUUGCAAUUGCUUGUUUAACUCUACCGUUUUUUUUUUCUAUGAAAACAAACAAAACCAGAAAAAGAGUACUCCAACACCUUGUGCAAUAAAGCUAUCUUUCUAUGA